This is a messenger RNA of Odontomachus brunneus, 2459 nucleotides long. RefSeq names its product probable serine incorporator (gene TMS1). The record is from RefSeq and is a predicted model, not a curated record. The coding region runs from base 212 to 1627 and encodes 471 amino acids. The transcript is spliced from 11 exons. Gene Ontology annotation, cellular component: membrane. NCBI's taxonomy places the organism in Eukaryota, Metazoa, Arthropoda, Insecta, Hymenoptera, Formicidae.
UCACGGUCAGCUGAUCGCGCGAAGUUGCCCGCGGAUAGCUGUCAGUGCGCUGUUGUUGUACUGCGUGGUGACUUUCUCUGCAGUCUUUUCUCCUCGCGCCACUCUCAUUUCGGGCAAUAUUGUCGAAAUCCAUUCCGCUGGUUGAUCAAAUUCUCGAGUCUUCCUUCGUCGGUAGUUCUUUGGCCAGCGCGAACGGCGAGAGGAUCUCGUCAUGGGUCUCAUAUGCUCAACGGCUCAGCUGGCAUGCUUGUGUGGAAGCACAGCUUGCAGUUUCUGUUGUUCCCAAUGUCCAACAUGCAGGAACAGUACGAGCACUCGCAUUAUGUAUGCAUUGCUCCUGAUGCUGGGAACUAUUGCAGCCUGUAUUACUCUUGCUCCUGGUUUACAAAGUGCACUUAAAAAGGUACCAUUCUGCGCAACAACAUCACACAAUUCCAGUUAUAUUCCACCGGAAAUCAUUCCAUCUGUCGACUGUGAUUCUGCAGUCGGUUAUUUGGCAGUUUACAGAAUAUGCUUCAUUCUCUCCUUGUAUUUCUUCCUGAUGUCUAUAAUAAUGAUCAGAGUGAAAAGUUCACAAGACCCACGAGCAGCUAUACAAAAUGGAUUCUGGGCGAUCAAAUAUUUCUUAAUAAUUGGAGGGAUUAUUGGUGCCUUCUUCAUCCCAGAAAGAUCUUUUGGAGCUACUUGGAUGUAUUUUGGAAUGAUAGGAGGUUUUCUCUUUAUAAUCAUACAGUUGAUUCUGAUUGUCGACUUUGCUCAUUCUUGGGCCGAUGCAUGGGUAGGGAAUUAUGAAGAGACUGAAUCGAAAGGAUGGUAUGCUGCUUUGUUAGGUGCAUCAUUCUUCAAUUAUGCUGUCUCUAUUGCUGGGAUAGUGCUACUUUAUGUGUAUUUCACACAUGAAAGCAUUUGUGCUCUCAAUAAAUUUUUCAUUUCAUUUAACUUGAUUUUAUGCGUUAUUACCAGUAUUAUAUCAAUUUUACCGAGUGUACAAGAACAUCAGCCACGAUCUGGUCUCCUUCAAUCUUCUAUAGUAACGUUAUACGUGGUAUAUUUAACAUGGAGCGGCAUAUCAAACAGUCCAGACCGCGAGUGUAAUCCUGGCUUCUUAGGUAUUCUUGCUGGUGAUGAUAUCAAAACGCAAAAUCGUGUCGCAUUUGACAAGGAAAGCAUUAUUGGUCUUGUGAUCUGGUUCAGCUGCGUUCUCUACAGUUCAUUGCGUACAGCAUCUAAAUCAUCCAAGAUUACAAUGUCCGAGAAUGUCUUGGUUCAGGAUAAUGGAGCUGUCAGGAAUACGGGAGAGCAGUCUCUUAUCGGCAAUGAAGAUUAUACUAAAGUAGAAGGACGUAAUGCCGAUGCCGAAAGUGGAAAUGAUGCCAAAGUCUGGGACAAUGAAGAAGAAAAAGUAGCAUACAACUGGAGUUUCUUCCAUCUCAUGUUCGCUCUCGCUACUUUGUACGUUAUGAUGACACUUACAAACUGGUACAGACCUAACUCCUCCAAUCUGGAUACGUUAAAUUCGAACGCUGCAUCGAUGUGGGUAAAAAUUAUUUCCUCAUGGAUGUGUUUGGGCCUUUAUGUGUGGUCAUUGAUAGCACCUACUGUUUUCCCCAAUAGAGAUUUCUCUUAAAUCUCUGUAUUUAUCAUGAGUAAAGACUCAGCAAACUGUGAAACAGCAAAAACAACCUGAGUUUAGGGCUUUCUUGUAAAAUCAUCAACCACCUUAUUGCAAAAUGUCUGUAAGUACGACUGUAAAAGAGGUUAACUAGAACUGAUGCUAGAACUGAUUAGCAUCUUAUAAGUGAACAAAAAGAAACGAGCAUAUUAAUAAUCAUAUGUCAUAUUUAUGAUUUUUUAAAUUCUAUGGUGUAUGAAAAAUUGUUUUUUCUUUGUUCUUUGUUCUCUUUCUCAUUUUGUUUAAAGAGUUUGAAGAGAAUUUUCGUUUGAAAUAUUUGACCAGUUAACUAUUUUCUUUUAUUAACAUCCAGAUCAUCUUAUUUGUUCAUCUCUUAAAAUUGAAAUAUACAUGUAGAUAUACUUCAUUAUUAUGGAUAUAUAACUAUGUAAAUACAUUUAAAUCAUAAUAGUUACUAUGGGCUACUAUAAGACAACAUAUAUAUAAUCUAAGUUUAAUGUUACUUGAUUUAUUUGGAAAAAGAAACGUUGUAAUAACUGUGUGUCAGUAUAUACGUGAGAAAUAUUGCAUAUAUGGCAAGAUUAACAUAUUUUUUCAGCUUGAUGCGCGUUCAUGGCAAAACAUGCGAUAAAAAAUUUAAUAUACCUAAAUUCUAUGCAUCUAUGUAUAUAUCUUUAUGAUACUAGUUAAGCAUUUCUUUUAUGUAUUGCGCUCUUUACGUGAUAAUCGAAAAUUGUAUCGAAGAGACAUGUGCGAGCUGUUCUUCAACGAUACGUGUAAUACGGUAAACAGUAAAAACAAGACAAAUAAAAUUAUAUAAAACGCG